GGAAACUUCUCGGAUGACUCUUGGAAAGUUUUCCCCUACCCCAUGACGCCAGAGACCGAGAGAGCUUAUUAUAUUGACAGCCCUCGCUCAGAUCCAAGCACACCCAAAGCAAACUUCCCUGAGAGAUAGAAAGGAUUUGAUAUCUUUGGUGUUUAGAGAUCCUACAAUGGAGAAAGGGACGCAUUCACGGGCAUCAUCCGGACCUUCAUAUGAGGUUUUUCUGAGUUUUCGAGGAGCAGAUACUCGUCAUGGAUUCACCGAUCAUCUUUACCAUGGCAUGGUUGAUGCCGGGAUCAUCGUCUUUAGGGACAGUGAAUCCCUCCAUGUCGGUAAGCAAAUUGGUGGUGAACUUCUACAAGCAAUUGAGAACUCCAAGAUCUACAUUCCCAUAUUCUCGGAGAAUUAUGCGUCGAGUGACUGGUGCCUCCGAGAGCUCGCAUGCAUGGUCGAGUGCACCUUGAAAUCGAAUGGGAAGAAAGAGAUUCUGCCGAUUUUCUUGGAUGUGGAACCUGCCGAUGUCAAGCUGAAAACAAACCUGUACAGACAAACUCUUUCAAAGCGCCAGAAGACGUGGUGCACUGAAGCAGAGUCAUGGGAAAAGGCUCUCAUUGAGGUGGGCAAGAUAAAGGGAUGGAACUGGCAAAAAGAUCAAGGUAACAGUUCUCCGAGCAGCUCCACCAAGCUGCUGGCCAGCCACCGCAGAAGCUCGUCCGUUAGUCGCUGCCACUUCUUUAUCGCCACCCCGACACCAAGCUGCAAGAAGCCUCCUCUGAGCCAUCCGACCCCCACCCUUUCGCUCUCUCACUCACUGAGGCGAGUCGGAUCCGGGUUUUGGACGUCUGGUCUAAUGCCACCGAGCCCAUAUCCAGCGUUGCUGACCUUGGGCGACCCCAAAUCUGGUGUCGCCCAAGGCCGAUGACAUCAUCCCCGGUAGUCGCAAGGCCAUGACCCAUGAGAUGUGGAGGAUUGAGGCAAGGUCGAGAAGGCGACGGUGAUGGCCCAGGGAGGCAAGCGACGUCAACGGGGGCGUGGCAGUGGCAGGGGCCGAUGGUGUGGUGACUGAAAUUUGGGGGAGCGGAGAUAGAUUGGGAAAAAUAUAUAUUGUUUUGGCGUAUAGAUUGUUUUGCGUACUUUCUGCAAAUUGUAGGGGCAAUUGAGUCACUUAGGGAGUAGUUUUACAACAUAAAAUUUAUCCCU
Molecule: messenger RNA, 1197 nt
Organism: Syzygium oleosum
Lineage: Eukaryota; Viridiplantae; Streptophyta; Magnoliopsida; Myrtales; Myrtaceae
Product: disease resistance protein L6-like
Exons: 2
Coding region: 167-919 (250 amino acids)
Biological process (GO): signal transduction
Source: RefSeq, a predicted model, not a curated record